UAAAGAAAAAAUAAUAACUCUAUUAUUUAAGGUAUUUGUCGAAAUAUGGUUUUAAUUUAGUUAACUGAUCAUUGACCAUUAAGAAAUAGAAUUCAUCGAAGCAGCAUAAAUUUUUAAUGUUCAUGCUAUAAGUCAUAUGCGUAAACAACUUAAAUAUAAAGAGGAGCAUAUAAGUUUCCUCGUGUAGAUCGAAAAAUUUAACAAAUUUGCAGUUGGGAAAAUUCAUAAUGAGCAUUUUGUUAUUUCUCUUUUUAUAAAUGGCAUGUAAUUACAAUGAGAAGGAUAAAGAUCCUUCUUAUAAUGAGUUUCAUAAUAAAGCAGGAAUCGAUCGCAACCAAAUCCAACUUGAAGAUUCAAAAAAGAAAACAGUUGAAAAAAUUAGAAACAUUCUUAUAUCUCAGUUUAAUGAUGAAAUAAGUAAUAAACAUCAUGAAAUUAGUAAAAUUGAACGUCGUAUUCAUCAAAAUAAAAUGCUGCUUGAUCGAUUACGCGCAUACGUUGUUGCGAGCUACUAUGGCUCAGGCGAAAAAGUAAUACCUGUAUCAAAGGCUUUGCCAACUAGAAAACGAAAAAAAAGAGAAAAGGAAAACGAACUUCAAACUUCCAUCAUACCUAAUAAAAAGCUACUUGAUGAAAAACCUCAAAUACUAAAAAGUAAUUUGUUGCAGUUCUCUUCGUGUUUAAAAGAUGAAAAUGAAGUUAUAGAAAACAACAAAGAUGAGAAUAACCUGGAGAUUUCAUCUACGAAUCGAUUUUAUGUUGAAAAAAAAAUUAUUGUGGGAAAUGUAUCAAAAUACCUUCUUGCAGAAACUCGAAAAGAAAAUGACAAGUCUACUCAUAAAUGGAUGGUCUAUGUUCGUGGACCUGCUCAUGAUGCAGAUAUAUCUUCAUAUAUAAAAUCAGUGUGGUUUUUUCUUCACCCAAGCUACAUUCCAAAUGAUAUUAUACAAAUUAAUUCACCUCCAUUUCAGUUAACACGAAGAGGGUGGGGUGAAUUUCCUAUUCGAGUGCAACUACAUUUUCGUGAUCUUCGUAAUAAGAGAUUUGAUAUAAUUCAUAAUUUAAAACUUGAUAAGACUUAUACUGGUCUUCAAACCUUAGGUGCUGAAACCAUCGUAACUUUAGAGUUGCAUCGUCAUGCAAGUGAUAACGAGCGGCUUUCUGAAAUUCAUGAUAAAAAGCUAUAUGAAAAUUCAUCCAAACAACCAAUUGAAGUAUCAAUAUGUAAUAAACCUGGAUUAGUUUCUUCUGUUUCCAAAACGAAUUCUUUAAACUGUAUAUCAAAUUUCACUAACAAUGUAAUAAUUUCUACUAACACUGCAUUGGUUUCUACUAAUCCUCCAUUAAAUUCUAAUAAUCUUGCACCUUCACAUACCUUAUCAAAAGUUUCUGAAUUCAAUAGCUCAAACAUUUCAUUAACAAAACCUGCUAACUGUCUUCCAACUAUGAACAAAAAUUUAUCAAGCAAUUCUUUUAAGAAUAAGCAAACCUUUCAUAUUACUGAGCUUGACACUAUAUCAAUUUUGCAUGAACUAAUUAUAGAUGCACCACUGAUUUCAAAUAAAGAAUUAAAGGUAAAUUAUUUCACAUGUGAGUCUUAUCAAAAAUAUGCUAGUUGGUCUUUUUCUAAGCGCAGAGCAUGUGAAUGGCAGCGCGCUAUUUUUAUGAAAAAGUUAUUUAUUGAAUAUAAAACUGUCUACUCAAAGCCAGUAAUUGUUCCAAACACUAAGCAGAUAAUGAUAUGGUGCAGGCAGUAUGGGCAUGUUCCUUGUGAAAUUGAUUCAAAAGUGAUAGAUAUAAACUCUGUUUAUAGUUUCUGUCACUCUUGUGGACAGUUACAAACAGAAAUUGUCAAACCCAUUAAUGGUAACUGUUGUAGCAAAUGCAGUUUAAAUCGAAUAAAAGAAACUAACACAAGGUCAUCAUUCACAACCUACAUUAAUACUCUCUUAGAUAAAGAAAAAUCAAUGCAGGACACUGAUAAAUUGAAAAAAAAUAAUGAUAUAGGGGAUUGUACAUUUAUUGAUGUUUUGAAAAAUACUAAUGACGUUUCAGAUCAAGCUUCAAAAAAACCUCUUGUAGAAAUAGCUUCUAAUAUACAACUAGAUUGGAUAUAUGAAACUGUAAGUACGAUUAAUAUUCAUCUGCCUCUAAUAACUAUCAAUGGUAUUAAAGCUCCAGUUUUGCAUAUCAUGCUACGCAGCGCUAUGAAAGCUUUUGCAUCAGAAUUACUACGAACAUCCAAUUUUAAAGCAACUGAAAAUAAUAAAACAACUUUAGAUCCGGCUUUAAUAACAAGUAACCACGUCGUUGAAGCUGUGAAAAUUAUACCUAAGUUUGAUUUUUUAACUAACAUAAAUUUGGCAAAAGAAGUUCAAGAAAUAGUUAAUUUGUAAUGUAUUAUUUGUUUAAAAAUAUUUUAAUGUAAUUAUAAUUUUCACUCCACAU
Hydra vulgaris (swiftwater hydra) is the source of this 2448-nucleotide messenger RNA. Its product is annotated as YEATS domain-containing protein 2. The record is from RefSeq and is a predicted model, not a curated record. NCBI's taxonomy places the organism in Eukaryota, Metazoa, Cnidaria, Hydrozoa, Anthoathecata, Hydridae. Gene Ontology annotation, cellular component: ATAC complex; NuA4 histone acetyltransferase complex. Gene Ontology annotation, molecular function: histone binding. Gene Ontology annotation, biological process: chromatin remodeling; regulation of transcription by RNA polymerase II.